AUGGGCACUUUGCGGGAUUUACAAUACGCGCUGCAGGAGAAAAUCGAGGAGCUGAGGCAGCGGGAUGCUCUCAUAGACGAGCUGGAGCUGGAGUUGGAUCAGAAGGACGAACUGAUCCAGAAACUACAAAACGAGCUGGACAAGUACCGCUCGGUGAUCCGGCCCGCCACCCAGCAGGCGCAGCAGCAAACCUCCAGCACCCUGCAGGGGGAACACAGGACCAAGAGGCAGGCAAUUUCAGCCGAGCCCACCGCAUUUGACAUCCAGGAUCUCAGCCAUGUCACCCUUCCCUUCUACCCCAAGAGCCCACAGUCCAAGGAUCUAAUAAAGGAGGCAAUCCUUGACAAUGACUUCAUGAAGAAUCUAGAACUAUCUCAGAUCCAGGAGAUUGUGGAUUGUAUGUAUCCAGUGGAAUAUGGCAAAGACAGUUGCAUCAUCAAAGAAGGAGAUGUGGGUUCACUGGUGUAUGUCAUGGAAGAUGGAAAGGUUGAAGUGACAAAAGAAGGUGUGAAACUGUGUACCAUGGGACCUGGCAAAGUAUUUGGGGAGCUAGCCAUCCUUUACAAUUGCACCCGGACAGCAACCGUCAAAACUCUCGUAAAUGUGAAACUUUGGGCUAUUGAUCGGCAAUGUUUUCAAACAAUAAUGAUGAGGACAGGCCUCAUCAAGCAUACUGAGUAUAUGGAAUUUUUAAAAAGUGUUCCAACAUUCCAGAGUCUUCCUGAAGAGAUACUCAGUAAGCUUGCUGAUGUCCUAGAAGAGACACACUAUGAAAAUGGAGAGUACAUUAUCAGGCAAGGGGCUCGAGGGGACACUUUCUUUAUAAUCAGCAAAGGAAAGGUAAAUGUUACUCGUGAAGAUUCACCUAGCGAAGAGCCAAUCUUUCUCCGCACUUUAGGGAAAGGAGAUUGGUUUGGAGAAAAAGCACUUCAGGGGGAAGAUGUCAGAACAGCCAAUGUCAUUGCUGCCGAAGCAGUAACUUGUCUUGUCAUAGACCGAGACUCUUUCAAACAUUUGAUUGGAGGUCUGGAUGAUGUUUCCAAUAAGGCCUAUGAAGAUGCAGAAGCAAAAGCAAAAUAUGAAGCCGAAGCUGCCUUCUUCGCCAACCUGAAACUGUCUGAUUUCAACAUCAUUGACACUCUUGGAGUUGGAGGUUUUGGACGAGUUGAACUGGUCCAGUUGAAAAGUGAAGAAUCCAAAACAUUUGCAAUGAAGAUACUGAAGAAACGUCACAUAGUGGACACAAGACAGCAGGAGCACAUACGCUCAGAGAAGCAGAUAAUGCAGGGGGCUCACUCAGACUUCAUUGUGAGACUAUACAGGACAUUCAAGGACAGCAAAUAUUUAUACAUGUUGAUGGAAGCCUGUCUAGGUGGAGAGCUUUGGACAAUUCUCAGGGACAGAGGUUCAUUUGAAGAUUCUACGACCAGAUUUUAUACAGCAUGUGUGGUGGAAGCUUUUGCCUAUCUGCAUUCCAAAGGAAUAAUUUAUAGGGACCUCAAGCCAGAAAACCUCAUUCUAGAUCACCGAGGUUAUGCCAAACUGGUCGAUUUUGGAUUUGCAAAGAAAAUAGGAUUUGGAAAAAAAACAUGGACUUUUUGUGGAACUCCAGAGUAUGUAGCCCCAGAGAUCAUCCUGAACAAAGGUCAUGACAUUUCAGCAGACUACUGGUCACUGGGAAUCUUAAUGUAUGAACUCUUGACUGGCAGUCCACCUUUCUCAGGCCCAGAUCCCAUGAAGACCUAUAACAUCAUAUUAAGGGGGAUUGACAUGAUUGAAUUUCCAAAGAAGAUUGCCAAAAAUGCUGCUAAUUUAAUUAAAAAACUAUGCAGGGACAAUCCAUCAGAAAGAUUAGGGAACUUGAAAAAUGGAGUAAAAGAUAUCCAGAAGCACAAAUGGUUUGAGGGCUUUAACUGGGAAGGGUUAAGAAAAGGUACAUUGACACCUCCUAUAGUACCAAGUGUUGCAUCUCCGACGGACACAAGCAAUUUCGACAGUUUCCCUGAGGACAAUGAUGAACCGCCACCUGAUGACAACUCAGGAUGGGAUAUAGACUUCUAA
Molecule: messenger RNA, 2061 nt
Organism: Emys orbicularis (European pond turtle)
Lineage: Eukaryota; Metazoa; Chordata; Testudines; Emydidae
Gene: PRKG1
Product: protein kinase cGMP-dependent 1
Exons: 18
Coding region: 1-2061 (686 amino acids)
Biological process (GO): protein phosphorylation
Molecular function (GO): ATP binding; cGMP-dependent protein kinase activity
Source: RefSeq, a predicted model, not a curated record